Thamnophis sirtalis is the source of this 3302-nucleotide messenger RNA. NCBI's taxonomy places the organism in Eukaryota, Metazoa, Chordata, Lepidosauria, Squamata, Natricidae. The record is from RefSeq and is a predicted model, not a curated record.
AUGGGCCGUGCGGCGUUUGAAGCCAUUGCUGUGAUGGUGAAUCAGAUCCACAAGAGCCUGGAGAGCAGCCAAGAUCAGCAUGGCCACAACCAUCUGUUGGCCUCUUACAUCUUCUACGUUUUCCGUCUGCCUGUGAUGGAGCCAGAGUCCGGAGUGCCACCACACAGUGGUGCCCUCCAAUAUGCUACCUUGUCCCGGGCAACUGGGCGCCCUGUCAGCCUUAACCUCUCCCAUUCCAAAAGUAUCAGCAACAGCAAUCCUGACUUGACCACCACACCAACUUCCCCCGAUGAAGAGGUUCAGAAGAUUAUCGGCAGCAAGGGGAUCGACCGCUCUCACUCUUGGGUCAACUCUGCCUAUGCCCCCGGAGGCCCCAAGUCCGUGUUUCGCAGGAACCAUCCGAACUCCAGCACGGACCUGAAGCAGGCUGCAGAGUGUGCACCUAAUCGUAUCUCCUCCUAUCUCGAGGGCUCCACUUUUGUGCCGGCAGCUCCGAUGAGACCAGCCACCAAAAAGCUACUUCAUGAAGAACUGAUCCUCCAGUGGGUGGUGAGCACCAGUUCUGUGCGGGAAGCUGCUUUGCAUCAAUCCUGGUUCUUCUUCCAGCUGAUGGUAUGUUCAGACUGCCAGUCUUUAGCGUCAGAAACAUUGGAUUCUCUUCACUUGUGUUUUUUUCCCCUACUUCUCCAGAUCAAUAACUGGCUAUUGACCACACAAAACCCCAAUGCCCUCAUUGCGCUCAGGAUGGACUUGAUCCGUAUCGUCUGCAGCCAUGAACAUUAUGUCACCCUAAAUCUUCCCUGCAGUGGCCUCUCCCCUCCUGCUUCCCCUUCUCCCUCCGUCUCAUCAGCAACGUCCCAGAGUUCAGCAUUCUCCAGCCACACACAGGACCAGCGCGUGGCCAACAUGUUUGAGCUCUCUACAGCUUUUCGCCAACAGCACUUCCUGGCAGGCUUGGUGUUGAUGGAGCUGGCACUCAUCCUGGAACCUGAUGCGGAGGGGGCCUUCUUCCUCCACAAGAAAGCCAUCUGCACUCUGCACAACCUGCUGUGCAGCCACGACUCUGAUUCCCGCUACAGGGACCCUGCGGUGCGAGCCCAAGUGGCUCAGCUCUAUUUGCCCCUGAUUGGCAUCAUCAUGGAUGCCCUACCGCAGCUCUAUGACUUCACAGAGAACCAUCUCCAGAGAGGGCGUCUUGCUUCUGUGAUGGUUGAGGAUGGAGAUGGAGAUGGCAGCACCAUUAGCCAGUCAGUUGCCAUGGCCAUUGCGGGCUCUCCUUUGCCCCAUACCCAUCGGUCUACGGUCUUCCAAAUGCCAUCAGUGCCUCUCCGCCAGCACAGCAUGUUGUCUGCUGAGGCAAGUCGCAACCUGCUGGUGUGUCUUCUGUGGGUACUGAAGAAUGCGGAUGGGGCUCUGCUGCAUCGCUGGCUGGCUGACCUCUCGGCUUUCCAUGUGAACCGUCUCCUUGACUUACUCUACCUCUGCGUCUCCUGCUUUGAGUACAAGGGCAAAAAGGCCUUUGAACGCAUCAAUAGCCUGACCUUCAAGAAAUCUCUGGACAUGAAGGCGCGACUGGAGGAAGCCAUCUUGGGCACUAUUGGGGCACGUCAAGAAAUGGUUCGACGCAGCCGAGCAGAGCGUGGUCCCUUUGCAAACCAAGAAAAUGUUCGCUGGAGGAAGAAUAUUGCCCACUGGAGACAGAAUUCGGACAAGGUGGACAAGUGCGUUUGUGGGCAUUUCUGGCAUAUCUGCACAUUGUUUCCCGAAAUGCUUUUUGAAGAAGACACCGAACUGUGUGCUGAUCUGUGCCUGCGUCUCCUGCGCCACUGUAGUAGCCGAGUAGCCAUCAUUCGCACCCAUGCCAGCACCUCCCUCUACCUUCUCAUGAGGCAGAACUUCGAGAUUGGCAACAACUUUGCCCGGGUGAAGAUGCAAGUCACCAUGUCUCUCUCCUCGCUUGUGGGAACAUCUCAAACCUUCAAUGAGGAGCACUUGAGGCGCUCACUGAAGACCAUCCUCACCUACGCUGAAGAAGACCCAGAGUUGCGAGAGACAACCUUUGCUGAGCAGGUAUUGUGCAGAACAGUGUCUGAAACCAAGGAGAGCGUCCUGGGUGGGGUGCUGAGGGUGCUCCUCCACAGCAUGGGCUGUACACCUAGUGCUGCCUUCUUGGAACACUGCUUUGCCACUCAGAGAGCACUAGUGAGCAAGUCCAAGAACAUAUCUUCCAACGUGCUAGAAGAGUCCGCUGUUUCAGAUGACAUAUUGUCCCCAGAUGAAGAGGGCAUCUGCUCUGGAAAAUACUUCACAGAACAAGGACUGGUGGGCUUGCUGGAGCAAGCAGCUUCUUCCUUUACUUUGGGUGGACUUUAUGAGGCUGUCAAUGAAACCUAUAAGAUCCUCAUUCCCAUCCACGAAGCCAGCCGGGACUUCAGGAAGUUGGCAGUUCUGCAUGGCAAACUGCAAGAUGCUUUUAGCAAGAUAACUAGCCAGAGAAUGUUUGGGACGUAUUUCCGGGUUGGUUUUUUUGGCAGCAAAUUUGGAGACUUGGAUGAACAAGAGUUUGUCUACAAAGAACCUUCUAUUACUAAAUUAGCCGAAAUUUCUCAUCGACUUGAGGUAAGAGCUAAGAUAUCCUCAAAUGAGAUAUAGAAGAAGCAAUUUAAUAAUGAUUGAAUAUGUAAGAGGCAACAGAGAUUGAAUUGUGAAUGGGAACACUGCAUUAAUUGUGUCACUUUAGAGCCUUUGCAUGCACAGCCUUGAUCACUUGGCUUGUAAGAACUUUCUGAAAAGAAAAUUCCAUUCUUUCAGAAACCUGUACAGAUAAUGUUUAAAGACAAAUCUGCUAAAUGUUGGAAAUAUCACCAGUUAUCUAGAUCUUACUAUCAUAUGUUCUGGACACGUGGAGAAGGAAAGAAGUAAUGGACUAAGAUAAAGAUAUGGUUGGAAAAGAUGAUAAAACAACAUAUUGAGUUAAAAACCAGAAAUAUUUCUGUUGGGGAUAUUACCUGAAACUUAUAAUAAAGAGACUACAUAUUUAAUUUUUCAUAUAUUAACCCCAGCUAGAAUUGUAUUUGCACAACAUUGGAAAGGUGAAGAGAUUCAUACUGAAGAGAAGGUGAUUAAGAAAAUAUUAGAAUGUGCAGAAAUGAAUAGACUAACAUAGGCAAUUAAGAAGAAAGAACAAUCUGAUUAUUAUAUGAUACGGGAGGUGUUUUACCAAUUGCUAGAGAACAAAAAAGAAAGAAAUUGGAAAUAAUAGAAGAGAAAAAGAAGAAGAGAAAAUGUAUUAAGGGAGAGAU